AAGGAGAAGAUGAAAGAGCUCCCCCUAGUGUCCCUCUUCUGUUCCUGCUUCCUGGCUGAUCCCCUGAAUAAAUCUUCCUAUAAAUAUGAUGCAGACACCGUGGCUCUGAACUGGUGUGUCAUUUCUGACAUGGAAGUCAUAGAACUGAAUAAGUGCACCUCGGGCCAGUCCUUUGAGGUCAUCCUGAAGCCACCCUCCUUUGAUGGGGUUCCUGAGUUCAAUGCCUCACUGCCUCGGCGGCGAGACCCGUCAUUGGAGGAGAUCCAGAAGAAGUUAGAAGCUGCGGAAGAGAGGCGAAAGUACCAAGAAGCUGAGCUCCUGAAACAUUUAGCUGAGAAGCGAGAGCAUGAGCGGGAGGUGAUCCAGAAAGCUAUCGAGGAAAAUAACAACUUCAUCAAGAUGGCAAAGGAGAAACUGACACAGAAAAUGGAAUCCAACAAGGAGAACCGGGAAGCCCAUCUUGCUGCCAUGUUGGAACGUCUGCAAGAGAAGGACAAACAUGCUGAAGAGGUUCGGAAAAACAAGGAGCUGAAAGAAGAGGCCUCCAGGUAA
Molecule: messenger RNA, 552 nt
Organism: Vombatus ursinus (common wombat)
Lineage: Eukaryota; Metazoa; Chordata; Mammalia; Diprotodontia; Vombatidae
Gene: STMN4
Product: stathmin 4
Exons: 4
Coding region: 10-552 (180 amino acids)
Biological process (GO): regulation of microtubule polymerization or depolymerization; neuron projection development; microtubule depolymerization
Cellular component (GO): neuron projection; cytoplasm
Molecular function (GO): tubulin binding
Source: RefSeq, a predicted model, not a curated record